UCAGAUUUUUCAGCCUUACAACUUUCUUUUUCCUCUUUCCUCUUUCCUAUUUAUUUGAGGCCCAGUAUAACCUCCUAUUUUCCCCGCUUUUGCGCAUUCCCUCCAAACUACACUUUCGCUUUGCUUGCUGUAAUUAAUUCCCACACCAGUAACGAUCGUCAUACUCAUGCACUAAACUUCUUAUAAUCUUUAGCUGAAAUCUGGCGCUGCAACUUUUUCAUCACACUUUUCAAUCGGCAAGGGUUUGAAUCGCGGAAGAGUCGAUCAGAGAGAAACAGAAGAAAAAUGAUGAACAUGCUGGGGUUUCGGACGCCAGGACGCCCCGGCAAGCAGAAAGAAGAUGAUGCUGCUUUUGUAAGCCCUAUAACUCCUUCUACACCUUCGUCGCCUGCGACGACGGGGCCAGCGAGGCCGCUGAAGCUGGUCUACUGUGAUGAAAAGGGCAAGUUUAAAAUGGACCCCGAGGCUGUGGCCACUCUGCAGCUUGUCAAAGGACCUAUUGGCGUUGUCUCUGUCUGCGGCCGCGCUCGUCAAGGCAAAAGCUUUAUUUUAAACCAGUUGCUAGGUAGGAGCAGUGGCUUUCAGGUUGCUUCUACACAUCGCCCAUGUACAAAAGGUCUUUGGAUGUGGAGUGCUCCAUUGCAGCGGACUGCUCUAGAUGGAACCGAAUACAAUCUUUUACUUUUGGAUAGUGAAGGCAUUGAUGCAUAUGAUCAAACUGGGACGUACAGUACGCAGAUAUUUUCAUUGGCAGUGCUUCUUUCAAGCAUGUUUGUAUACAAUCAGAUGGGAGGAAUUGAUGAAGCUGCUCUCGACCGUCUAUCUCUGGUUACAGAAAUGACAAAACAUAUUCGAGUAAGAGCAUCACAGGGCCGUACCACGGUGGCAGAGAUUGGACAAUUUGCUCCUGUCUUUGUCUGGCUUCUGCGUGAUUUUUAUUUGAACCUGGCAGAAGAUGGUCGGAUGAUCACCCCACGGGAUUAUUUAGAAUUAGCCUUGAAACCUAUGCAUGGUGCUGGAAAAGAUAUUGCUGCAAAGAAUGAGAUUCGUGAGUCAAUUCGAGCUCUUUUUCCUGAUCGUGAGUGCUUCACUCUUGUACGACCAUUAAAUAAUGAGAAGGAUCUCCAACGACUUGAUCAGAUUCCACUGGACAAACUGCGCCCAGAAUUCAGAGCUGGUCUUGAUGCAUUGACAAAGUUCGUGUUUGAAAGAACAAGGCCAAAGCAGGUUGGGUCAACAAUCAUGACCGGUCCAAUACUUGCAGGGCUCACACAAUCGUUCUUGGAUGCAAUAAAUGCAGGGGCUGUGCCAACAAUUGCGACAUCAUGGCAGAGUGUAGAGGAAGGUGAAUGUAGGCGAGCUUAUGAGUUAGCUAUUGAAGCCUAUGCUGGGGCCUUUGAUCAAUCAAAACCACCAGAAGAGGGAGCUCUGCUAGAAUCAUAUGAGGGUGCAUUGCAAAAGGCUUUAGCUGUGUUUAACAAAAGUGCAGUGGGAGCAGGUGCUGCAAGACAGAAAUAUGAGAAGAUGGUCCAGACUACCUUGAAGAAGCAAUUUGAGGAGUUUAAGCGGAAUGCAUUCAGGGAUUCUGAACUGAAAUGCACAAGUAUUAUUCAAAUGAUGGACAAAAAAUUACGUGCUGCUUGCUAUGCCCCUGAUGCAAAGCUUGAUCAAGUUCUAAAGGUUCUAAAUGACCUUGUGUCAGAGUACGAAUCAUCAGGUUUUGGCCCACAGAAGUGGUGGAAACUUGCUAACUUUUUAGAGCAAAGUUUAGAAGGGCCUUUAUUUGACCUCACUAAGAGACUCAGUGAUCAGAGUUCAACUGAAAGGGCUGGUCUCCAGUUGAAGUGCCGUUCACUUGAAGAUAAGUUAGCGUUGAUUGGAAAGCAGCUGGAGGUUAGCCAAAAGCAUGGAAAUGAUUACUUAAAAAGAUACGAGGAUGCUAUUUCAGAUAAAAAAAGGAUUUCAGAUGAAUAUGCAACUAGAAUAGCUAAUAUUCAGAGCAGGUAUAGCUCAUUGGAAGAGAGAUACACAAAUAUAUCUGAAGUUCUGGAAUCUGCUAGGAAAGAAGGUUCUGACUGGAAGAAAAAGUAUGAACAAAUUAUGUCAAAGCAAAAAAUUGAGGAAGAGCAGAUUGUUGCAGAAAUUGCCUCUUUAAAAAGUAGGUAUGGUUCUGCAGAAGCAAGGCUAAGUGCUGCUCGUGAACAAGUUGAAUCUGCCAGGGAGGAGGCAUCUGAGUGGAAACGGAAACAUGAACUUGCUGUUAAGGAAGCUCAAACAUCAUUGGAGAAAGCUACAGCACUCCAACAACGUUCUAGCAAGCAAGCACAGCAGAGAGAGGAUUCCUUGAGGACAGAAUUUGCUGCCACUAUAGCACAGAAAGAGAAUGAAGUAAAAGACUCUUUGGCAAGGCUUGAGAAUGCGGAGCAUCGCCUAGCUGGGUAUAACCUACAAUUGAAGGCUCAAGAGAGUAAAUUGAAGUCCCAAGAAUCGGAACUUGGUAUUUUGAAGGCAGAAAUAAAGGAUUUACAAGACAAACUAGAGGAUGCAAAACAAACAGCUUUGUCGUUUGAGAAGGAAGCCAAGAUACUUGAACAAGAGAAAUCACAUUUACAGCAAAGGUAUGCAACUGAGUUUAAAAGGUUUGAGGAGGCAGAUGAAAGGUGUAAGGCUGCAGAGAAGGAGGCCAAGAGAGCUGUGGAGGUGGCAGAAAAAGCUCGUGAUGAGGCUGCCCAAGCCCAGCAGGUGAAAUCAGAAAUUCAGAAACUGGCCAUGGAAAGAUUGACCAUAAUUGAGAGAUCAGAAAGGCAUAUAGAAACAUUAGAGAGGGAAAAGGCUGAUUUGGUGCAAGAAGUUGAAAGGAUCAAAAUAACUGAACAGGAUGCGUUAUCCAAAGUUGCAACAUUAGAGGCAAGAGUUGAUGAACGUGAACGGGAGAUGGAGGACCUCCUUCAAUCAACAAAUGAGCAAAGAGCAAGCACAGUCCAAGUCCUUGAAAGUCUUUUGGGUAGUGAAAGGGCAGCUAGAGCAGAGGCUAAUGCUAGAGCCGAGGCACUUUCUCUACAACUUCAAACUACUCAAGGAAAAUUGGAUGCUCUCCAACAAGAAUUGACUUCAGUUCGUUUGAAUGAAACAGCUCUAGAUAAUAAGCUUAAGACUACAUCUGCUCGCAGUAAAAGAAUGAGAUCUGAAGACUAUGCUGGAGUGGACUCGGUCCAAGAUAUGGACAUUGAAGUGGGAACUGUCAGAGAUAGAAAAAGGAGGAAUGCAAGUAAUGAAAAUGGAUACAGUCCCGUUACAAUGGCACCUGAGGGAGAUUCAGUCAUCAGGCCAGGAGAUGAUAACAAUUCAAGUGAUCAGAGAGAACCACAAGACUAUCUCAGAUUUACCGUUCAGAAACUUAAACAAGAGCUUACAAAGAGUGGGUUUGGGGCAGAACUCUUACAACUAAGAACUCCAAACAAAAAGGAGAUACUUGCAUUGUAUGAGAAACAUGUUUUGAAAAGCUAGGUCUUUGAGUUUUUUUUAACAAUUUCAUUACUUUAUACUCAUGUACUAUGUGAAUUUUUUUGUUCAUGUAACUAUUACAAGCCCACUCAAAAUCGUUUGCUACAGUUCGUUGGGCUAUACUUUCAUGUAAAGAUUCACAUUCUCUCCUGUCUGAUAUUGUUGGUUUUUAUAGGGAGCCUUCUAUGUGUAUUUGGUGAAAUAAUAGUCAAGAACAAGUUUGUAAUGUUGCAUCAA
Messenger RNA from Cryptomeria japonica (Japanese cedar), 3741 nucleotides. RefSeq lists its product as uncharacterized. The record is from RefSeq and is a predicted model, not a curated record. The transcript has 14 exons. Gene Ontology annotation, molecular function: GTP binding; GTPase activity. Lineage: Eukaryota; Viridiplantae; Streptophyta; Pinopsida; Cupressales; Cupressaceae. The coding region runs from base 286 to 3507 and encodes 1073 amino acids.